Molecule: messenger RNA, 2781 nt
Organism: Zophobas morio
Lineage: Eukaryota; Metazoa; Arthropoda; Insecta; Coleoptera; Tenebrionidae
Gene: Cip4
Product: formin-binding protein 1 homolog
Exons: 10
Coding region: 130-1968 (612 amino acids)
Biological process (GO): signal transduction
Molecular function (GO): protein binding
Source: RefSeq, a predicted model, not a curated record
UCCAGUCCAGACAUCGCAGCGAACUGUCUUUAGUAAAACAGCCAUGUUGGGUAGUGACGGUUGAAAAAUACCAGUGUCGGUUAAAAGUAAAUUGUUUAAUGUGUUGUUGAGUGUUCCAUUGUUGGAUUAAUGACGACCGCAACCGACAGCAUGAACUGGGGCACCGAGCUCUGGGACCAGUACGACAAUUUGUCGGCUCACACGUUGAAAGGAAUCGAUUUUUUGGAGAAGUACGGGCAUUUUGUUAAGGAUAGGGCGACGAUAGAGUACGAAUACGCAGCGAAAUUGAGGAGAUUAGUCAAGACUUACCAACCGAAGAAAAAGGAUGAAGAGGACUACCAGUUCACGUCGUGUAAAGCGUUCAAAAUACUAAUGAACGAAAUCAACGACCUUGCGGGACAACAUGAGGUGGUUGCUGAAAACUUACAAGCGAACGUUAUAAAGGAAUUGAACGCUUUGGUCAAAGACAUCCGAGAAGAACGAAAAAAACAGCUCCAAGAGGGCAACCGCCUCACCCAGACCCUCCAAACCCAGCUCGAGAACCUCCAGCGGUCGAAGAAAGCCUACGACAAGGCCUUCCGCGACAACGAGAAAGCGCUCGAGAACUUCCAAAAAGCCGACGCCGACCUGCACUUAUCCCGAGCCGAGGUCGAGAAGCAGCGCGCGAAUCUAGCAUAUAAAACUCAAGUUUGUGAUACGGCGAAGAACGAAUACGCCAUGCAGCUGCAGAGGACGAACGAGCUGCAGCGGCAGCACUUUAGAUCUGGACUACCCGAGGUCUUCCGGCAGUUGCAGGAGCUCGACGAGAAGAGGAUCAAGAACAUAAAGAAUUUUAUACGUAGCUCUGUAGAUAUCGAACGUAACGUGUUUCCUAUUAUCAAUAAAUGCCUAGACGGGAUCUUGAAGGCCGCCGACGUUAUUAACGAGAAGGAGGACACUAUGCUCGUUAUAGAGAGGUAUAAGUCAGGGUUUUUGCCGCCGGACGAUAUUCCGUUUGAAGAUUUAUCGAAGGGGUGUAGUGAUUCGGGUAGUGCUAAUAAUAUUAACAAUAUUCAAAUUAGUGGCAAGUUGAAAGAAGGUGGUUACACAGUGAAAGGGACUAUUACGGGGAAAGCGAUGAAGAAACGGGCCGGGAUUUUCCACAUUUUUGGAAGCAGAGGGAACGCUGCAAUUGCGGACGGAAAGGAGGACCUCAGCGACUUACCUCCCAACCAGAGGCGGAAAAAGCUGAUGCAGAAAGUCGAAGAGCUCAAAAGCAAAGUUGCUCAAGAAACCGCCGCUAAAGACGGGCUCAUGAAGAUGAAGGGGGUGUACGAGGCGAAUCCGGCGUUGGGCGAUCCGAUGACGAUUGAAGGUCAAUUGAACGAAUGCAGCCACAGACUGGACAAACUCCAAGGCGAGCUCAAGAGGUAUCAGGGCUACCUGGAGGACGCCAUCAAGGGUAUUCAAUCCGGACAGAACAAUUCGUUGACGAAUUCGCCGCGGAUGGUCAACGGCUCCCGACACCAUCGGAACUCUGGAGGAAGCGCGGCCGAAGAGGAGUCCCUCAGCAGGUCUGCGAGCGAUAGCAGCGUCACUAAUCCUACUAUUAAUCAUAAUAAGCAGUCCGCACCGGGCACGCCUCAGCUUAAUCAUGGUUGUUCAAACAGUCCUGAAAGUGGAUUGGGUACGUCGCACACGUCUCUGCCAGGGGUGGACUCGGAUCCUGACCAGUAUGACGGGCAUACGGCGGAUCCGGAAAGCGAGUAUUACGAGGCCGACCUUCUGGCUCCGAUGGGAGUGUGUAAAGCGCUAUAUCCGUUUGAAGCCACUAGCGAGGGUAGUAUACCCAUGGCGCAAGACGAGGAGCUGCACUUGAUCGAGGAGGACCAAGGAGACGGGUGGACUCGGGUCAGGAGGAUGCACGGGGAGUUGGAGGAGGGUUUCGUGCCGACUUCAUACAUAGAAACGACUCUGUUCGACAAAUAAUCGCUCUUGUGUGAAUAGUUACAAAAUUUAUAUAUUUUUAUAUUUUAUUUAUGUUCUGAAAUAUUCAUUAUUUAUGUUCUACUUAUUUUUUUUUUGUAUAUGUAUUAAGUUAGUCGUGAACACCUACACACAAGAACUCAUACUAAGUAUAACGUCCAUAUAUAUUGUUGCUUUCUGCAAUUUUCAGUUGUUUAAGUUUGCUUAGCACAAUAAGUCGGGUGACGUUGCUGCCGCUUUUCUACUAUUUAAUUUUUUAUUUUUGUAAAUUCGGCGCGGCGAUGUUGCCUUCUAGUUACUUGUAUAUAUGCUCAUACACUAAUAUAGCUCGCUGUGAGAACAAUUUAGAUUAAAUUGUAAUAUAAACAGUUAGUUGUAAUUUUAUAACUUUUUUUAAUUACAUCAGACUUUCGUCACAGAAUAGUUAACGUUAUCGUCUACUAUUUACAUACAUAGUUGUGAUUUCUUUAAUUUACUCAAAUACUUGUGCUACAUAUUCCAUCGUUCCGUUUCUGUGGGAAGAUCACUCAAGUUGGAUUUUUAAGGACGGCGAGUUUAGAGUUUCUACAUCUCAUAUUUAAGGAGCUGUUUGGUGCUAGUGCCGCGGUGGCAGCUGGUGACUUAAGUCAUAUCAACCUCAUCAUCAACAGAGUAUUUUAAUAUUUACGUGUUGUCGCCAUAUCACUUAAGUUAAGCUUGUUGUUGGUCGUCAUUGUCCUUAAAAGUCCGCAGAUCCGUGUCUAUGUGAAAUUCGGCUAAACUCAUAAUAUUAAUGUGCAUUAUGACUGACUUGCAUUAUAAAUACCUAUAUAAAUA